Molecule: messenger RNA, 168 nt
Organism: Alternaria ethzedia
Lineage: Eukaryota; Fungi; Ascomycota; Dothideomycetes; Pleosporales; Pleosporaceae
Exons: 2
Coding region: 1-168 (55 amino acids)
Source: RefSeq, a predicted model, not a curated record
AUGACUGUCAACCGCCACAAGUACUUCCGCUGGACGAAGCGCACAGCUUGGCUCACAUUCGCCUACGUCGUCAUGGUGCCCGCUAUGCUGGGUACGGCAGGAUACAUGACCGAGGGCAAGUGGGACAUGCGCGGCAAGCGGAGGGGCGACAUGAUCUCCGAGUUCUAG